Maudiozyma barnettii is the source of this 564-nucleotide messenger RNA. RefSeq lists its product as uncharacterized. The transcript has a single exon. The record is from RefSeq and is a predicted model, not a curated record. Bases 1 to 564 code for a protein of 187 amino acids. Lineage: Eukaryota; Fungi; Ascomycota; Saccharomycetes; Saccharomycetales; Saccharomycetaceae.
AUGGCUAUUACUGAUUUCUCAAAGAUGCAAGGUAAUUCUGUUACUUUUGAUGAAGAUACAUGCACUCUAAUCACAUGGGAAACUUGUCAAACAGACCCACUUACUGCUUAUGAAGGUUCAAAGAUUAUUGCAGAACGAGAAGCUUGGAAAUUUUAUAACCAAAACAAAGUUAUUAUAAAACUCAAGUUCCCAACUGGUACCUCAUCUUAUAUCUUUGGUCUACAGGUAGUUAAUGAAAACUUACAUGAACUUUUGAAUGGUUUCAACAAGAUCAUAAAUCAAGCUGCAAAUUCCACCAAAUCAGAAGAUAUCACUCCUACUAACACUCAAUGCUGUCACGUUUAUGAUGCUGUAAAAACUCACGGCCUUGCCAUUGAAGAAGAAAAUUUAACUGACAAACGUUUAUUUGUUACUUCCACAGCAUUUGAUGUCCAGGAUAUAUUGAAUUACUUGAACGCAGAUUUCGGUCAACUAAAGGGUAAGAUCCUAGUUGGUACUCCAGAUAACAAUAAUGAACACCCUCGUCCUGGAGCUGUCGUUGGAAAAAAGAAAACCAGAGAUUAA